Molecule: messenger RNA, 759 nt
Organism: Helobdella robusta
Lineage: Eukaryota; Metazoa; Annelida; Clitellata; Rhynchobdellida; Glossiphoniidae
Exons: 3
Coding region: 1-759 (252 amino acids)
Source: RefSeq, a predicted model, not a curated record
AUGGCGUCGAACAAGAGCAAGACCAACAUAAUGUUCUCUCAUGUGUACUGCGUCGGACUACGAAUAUGGAACAACCUCAUGAAACGAGAAUUUUUAAAUCGUGGUAAGAAAGACGGUGUACUUACGUUGAAACAGCUCAAUCGAGUCCAGCUGCGAUUUUAUAGUGACGUGUGCACAUCGGGAAAAAAGUUAAAUCAAGAGAUAAGCGGCCUCAAGUCUAAAAUGAUGAGAUCUUUUGCUAGUGUGGUCAGCACUGAAGUGAAACAGAGUGCUAAGAUCAUCAAUGAAGAUCUUAAAAAUGUCCGAAAAACACUAAAUGAUGUUGCCGAUGCUAAAGAAAGAGAGGCUAAUGCGAUGCUGCUCAGGCUGGGAGAAGGCCUUGAUGACAAGGAUCGGGUCACAAAAAUGAUUGCAAAAUUGACCGAUGACACUGUCAACGGAAAAAAUAUACUGAAAGUUUUUAGAUUGGGUAAGAGAGGUAAAGGAGUUGUCAGGCCAAUCCUCAUCAAGUUUGAUGAUGUAAAAAGCAAGGAAUAUUUCUUUACCAAUUUGUACAAACUCAGAUCUUUGAACGAUGAUUUUGCACACGUCAAAUUGAUUCAUGAUUUGACUGUUGAUCAGCGCAAGAAGCUGAAAAGAAUUUUAGAUGAUGCAAAGGCGAGAGAAACCAACUGUAAAGAGGGUUUUUUAUACAGAGUGCGAGGGGAGGUGGGAAGGUGGAAAAUAGUGAAAUUUCCGGUAAAAAAAGAGUCAAAUUAA